CAGAACCGCAGCAAGGGAUUUUGUAUCCAAGAAACAACUCCCUUACUAUUAUGAGCCUGCCGCCCAUCAAUGCUUCCAUUGCGCCCUCUGCAAUGGACGUCAUCUGCGAAUCUGCCAUGGCUAUAUAGAUUCCGACGAAGGGCCUUUUCCAUCAGCCGAAAAUACUCCUCGAGUCUCACAGAAGCAGCGAGCAGGGAAUCCAGUCAACAUCAAAUCUACCGAUCUCUCUCCAAUGACCCUUUCGUGAACCUCUCAAUUGAGAAUUUUCUACUGGAACACACUCCUCAAGACUCGAAUAUACUAUUCCUGUACAUAAAUCGGCCUUGCGUCGUCAUUGGCCGGAAUCAGAACCCAUGGCUUGAAAUCAAUCUUCAAGCACUGGAUCGUGAGACGCGGAGCAUUGCUGGUGGAUCCAUCAACAAUGCACCGUUUGUGCGGCGGAGAUCCGGAGGUGGCGCUGUAUUCCAUGACAAAGGCAAUCUGAAUUACUGCGUCAUCUGCCCUAAGCCCGUAUUCCAUCGAGACAAGCACGCCGAGAUGGUGGUCAGGGCCCUCCAGCGCGUUGGCGCAGUCAAUACAGCGGUCAAUGAACGGCAUGAUAUUGUUCUGAGGCAGGAUUCGAAAGAGCCGUCUAGGGAAGUUAUCAAAGUUGGAACGGAAGAUGCCCCAAGCCCUCGAAUCGAGAAUACGCCUCACGCCCUCAAAAUCUCGGGUUCCGCCUACAAAUUGACCCGGUUUCGAGCUCUACAUCACGGCACUUGCUUGAUUGACUCCCCCAACCUUGGAAAUAUAAGCUUGUUUCUACGAUCGCCAGCUCGACCUUACCUAAAGGCUAAAGGUGUCGAAAGCGUUAGGUCUCCAGUAGGAAACGUUUCCAGUGCGGUCGAUUCGGCGUUUCUAAUGGACCGGGUGAUUUUCAACAUUUUGGAAGAAUUUGCCCAAUUGUACGGCAUGCAUCCAGAUGCUGUUCUAAAGGCCCAGCGCGCUCACGCAUUUGAUCCAGAGGUGCACAUGGGGCAUAACUGGGCCGUCGGUGGACUUGCUGACAUCAAUGCACUCGACGAGCCCGAAAUAGUUAAAGGCAUCCAGGAACUUCAUUCUUUGGAAUGGAAAUACUGCCAGUCUCCGCAAUUUACCUUUUCAACCCAUCCCACCGAAGAUGACCCCAGACCUAGACCUCCCCUUCCAUCCAACCUCCCUUCCUCAACACGUGUCUUCCUGCGAGUGAAAUCAGGUGCGAUAAUCUCAAGCCAAAUAUCCACCUCAGCAAAUACCAAACAGGCCGACAUCCAAUCCGAGAAGAUCCACCAAGUUCUCGCGAAUAGGAACCUGCAUGAGAUUUCCGAUUGGGCGAGUCUCCUCGCCGGCUCCGGCGCGUUUGAUUCUCAGGAAGUUAUUCAGAACGUGUCCAACUGGCUUGCGAGCAAGCUUGGACACUGAUACAAUUGCAUGUACAUGUACAUUUACUUCGUACAUGCGUGUAUGUAGGCUUGGUAACACCGUUUUGUUGGCCAGCAAGCUGUCAGUGCAUGCGCGCGGAAUUCUGAGUAUUUGGUUACAUCUUCAGAAGUGUGGAUGUGAUGUAUAUUACAACGGUUUGAAAAGGGUGGAGAAAUUUAUAACAGUAUGUUGGUACAUUUGUAUUAUUGAAGCACCUUUGCAGAGAGACUAUAUAGAGUACUAUAGAAUGAAAAAGGACAAUCAUAAAUGUCAGGCUUAACUAUACAUGGCAAGAAGCGAACGUAUGAUGAGAAAACAAGACUCGUUUCUGUAGACUAAAUGAAACAGAAAUCCAAAUCACGCCACAAGGCCAUAUGCCCGCUCAAUGGUAUCAUAAACAUCAUUCCACCCACCAUAUACGUCA
This is a messenger RNA of Blastomyces dermatitidis ER-3, 1864 nucleotides long. Its product is annotated as lipoate-protein ligase A. Lineage: Eukaryota; Fungi; Ascomycota; Eurotiomycetes; Onygenales; Ajellomycetaceae. Bases 70 to 1440 code for a protein of 456 amino acids. Gene Ontology annotation, molecular function: lipoyltransferase activity. Gene Ontology annotation, biological process: protein lipoylation. The transcript is spliced from 3 exons. Gene Ontology annotation, cellular component: mitochondrion; cytoplasm. The record is from RefSeq and is a predicted model, not a curated record.